GCCCCGCACUCGCGGCGCAAACUUGCGGGCUGGGCUCGCCCGUGCGGUGCGGCAGGGCGGUGGGCGCCGGGAGCCGUGCGGCCCCCUCGGCCCUCGGCCCGCGCUCCCGGCGCUCGCGCCCCUCCCGCGCCGCCCGGCUCCCCGUGCCAGGCUCGCACGCUCUCAUUUUCUCCCCGCCGCUGCCGCCGCCGCCGCCGCCACCACCGUCAGGUGCCCGCACCCCGGCCGGCUGUGCUCGCUCCCCAGCCCCGAGCCUCGGCGCACGCAGCGCCCCGCACUGCCUCGCCCGCGCUCUUGGGCUCCGCGGUGGUGGCGGCGGCGGCAGCAGCAGCAGCACGGGCACCGUGGCGGCCGCUCCCAGCUCCAGCUUCCCGGGAGCAGCCGCCGAGCGCCACCGCUCGCUGCUCCGAGGCUCCGGCCAAAGCAGCCGCCAGCUCCUCCCCGCCGCGCCCGGGACCGCCGGCGGCUCGGCGCCCGGUUUGGUCCGCAGCGUCAGCGCCGCCCGCCGCGGCCCGGGCUCCCGGCACCGCGAGCAGCUAAGGGCUGGCCGCCGCCUCCCUGCGCUCCCCGGGCGCAGGCGACCCCUGGCCACGGCGUUCACCUCGCCGAUGCGCGGUUGGUAGGAGUGACCGGCGCUGUUUUCUCCUUGAUGCUAAGAUCCUCUACCAGGAUAGGAGUGUACCUCCUUUUCCACAGACAGACACAGAAAUCUGGCCUUCAGGACAUGGGGACAAGGAUCUGAGAUCUCCUGUAGCUCCAACCACUGGCUAUCAUCAGUGGGCUUGGCCUGUGUGGACCGCUGAGCUCGACUCAAGUAUCAAAGCGGAGGAGGGGAGAUCUCUCUGGAAUGGGUCACCUCAUCGUCCCUCAUUGGUCAUCCUGCUGCUGAAGCCACUCUGUUCAUGUAUACCCAGAUCAUGGGACCCAGGGCCUGCUAGUGCUAGGAGUGGGGCCCACUAUUCAUGGGUCUCUAGGCCUUUCCGAAAUGUCCGGGAAGGGAGGCUGGGCCUGGUGGUGGGCUCGGCUGCCCCUCUGCCUACUCCUCAGCCUUUAUGGCCCCUGGGUACCUUCCUCCCUAGGAAAGCCCAAGGGCCACCCCCACAUGAAUUCUAUCCGCAUAGAUGGAGACAUCACACUGGGAGGCCUGUUUCCGGUCCACGGCCGUGGCUCCGAGGGCAAGGCCUGCGGGGAGCUGAAGAAGGAGAAGGGUAUUCACAGACUGGAGGCCAUGCUCUUUGCCCUGGACCGCAUCAACAACGACCCGGACCUACUGCCCAACAUCACGUUGGGCGCCCGCAUCCUGGACACCUGCUCGAGGGACACCCACGCCUUGGAGCAGUCACUCACCUUUGUGCAGGCGCUCAUCGAGAAGGAUGGCACGGAGGUCCGUUGUGGCAGCGGGGGCCCACCCAUCAUCACCAAGCCUGAACGAGUGGUGGGUGUCAUCGGAGCUUCGGGGAGCUCUGUCUCCAUCAUGGUGGCUAACAUCCUCCGACUCUUCAAGAUCCCCCAGAUCAGCUAUGCCUCCACGGCUCCUGACUUGAGUGACAACAGCCGCUACGACUUCUUCUCCCGGGUGGUGCCCUCAGACACAUACCAGGCCCAGGCCAUGGUGGAUAUCGUCCGGGCCCUCAAGUGGAACUAUGUGUCCACGCUGGCCUCAGAGGGCAGCUACGGAGAGAGCGGCGUGGAGGCCUUUAUCCAGAAGUCCCGAGAGAACGGAGGCGUGUGCAUUGCCCAGUCGGUGAAGAUUCCACGGGAACCCAAGACCGGGGAGUUUGACAAGAUCAUCAAACGCCUACUGGAAACAUCCAAUGCCAGGGCCAUCAUCAUCUUUGCCAACGAGGAUGACAUCAGGAGGGUGCUGGAGGCAGCGCGCAGGGCCAACCAGACCGGCCACUUCUUUUGGAUGGGUUCCGACAGCUGGGGCUCCAAGAGCGCCCCCGUGCUGCGCCUUGAGGAAGUGGCUGAGGGCGCAGUCACCAUUCUCCCCAAGAGGAUGUCCGUUCGAGGGUUCGACCGAUACUUCUCCAGCCGCACGCUCGACAACAACAGGCGCAACAUCUGGUUUGCCGAGUUCUGGGAGGACAACUUCCAUUGCAAGUUGAGCCGCCACGCGCUCAAGAAGGGAAGCCACAUCAAGAAGUGCACCAACAGAGAGCGCAUCGGACAGGACUCGGCCUAUGAACAGGAGGGGAAGGUGCAGUUCGUGAUUGAUGCUGUGUACGCCAUGGGCCACGCGCUGCAUGCCAUGCAUCGUGACCUGUGUCCCGGCCGUGUAGGACUCUGCCCUCGCAUGGACCCCGUGGACGGCACCCAGCUGCUUAAGUACAUCAGAAAUGUCAACUUCUCAGGCAUUGCAGGGAACCCUGUGACCUUCAACGAGAAUGGAGACGCGCCGGGACGCUAUGACAUCUACCAGUACCAACUGCGUAACGGCUCAGCUGAGUACAAGGUCAUCGGCUCAUGGACGGACCACCUGCACCUCAGAAUAGAGAGGAUGCAGUGGCCAGGGAGUGGCCAGCAGCUGCCGAGAUCCAUCUGCAGUCUGCCCUGCCAGCCGGGCGAGCGGAAGAAGACAGUGAAGGGCAUGGCUUGCUGCUGGCACUGUGAGCCCUGCACCGGGUACCAGUACCAGGUGGACCGCUACACCUGUAAGACCUGCCCCUACGACAUGCGGCCCACGCAGAACCGCACGAGCUGCCAGCCCAUCCCCAUUGUCAAGUUGGAGUGGGACUCGCCCUGGGCUGUGCUACCUCUCUUCCUGGCUGUGGUGGGCAUCGCCGCCACGUUGUUCGUGGUGGUCACCUUUGUGCGCUACAACGAUACCCCCAUCGUCAAGGCCUCAGGCCGGGAGCUGAGCUAUGUGCUGCUGGCGGGCAUCUUUCUGUGUUAUGCCACCACCUUCCUCAUGAUCGCGGAGCCAGACCUGGGGACCUGUUCACUCCGCCGCAUCUUCCUGGGACUCGGAAUGAGCAUCAGCUACGCGGCCCUGCUGACCAAGACCAACCGCAUUUACCGCAUCUUCGAGCAGGGCAAGCGGUCGGUCAGCGCCCCGCGGUUCAUCAGCCCGGCUUCCCAGCUGGCCAUCACCUUCAUCCUCAUCUCCCUGCAGCUGCUUGGCAUCUGUGUGUGGUUUGUCGUGGACCCCUCCCACUCAGUGGUGGACUUCCAGGACCAACGGACACUUGACCCCCGCUUUGCCAGGGGCGUGCUCAAGUGUGACAUCUCGGACCUGUCACUCAUCUGCCUGCUGGGCUACAGCAUGCUGCUGAUGGUCACGUGUACUGUGUACGCCAUCAAGACCCGAGGCGUGCCUGAGACCUUCAAUGAGGCCAAGCCCAUUGGCUUCACUAUGUACACCACCUGCAUUGUCUGGCUGGCCUUCAUCCCCAUCUUUUUUGGCACCUCGCAGUCGGCCGACAAGCUGUACAUCCAGACAACCACACUGACGGUCUCUGUGAGUCUGAGCGCUUCAGUGUCCCUGGGGAUGCUCUACAUGCCCAAAGUCUACAUCAUCCUCUUCCACCCGGAGCAGAACGUGCCCAAGCGCAAGCGCAGCCUCAAAGCCGUGGUCACCGCCGCCACCAUGUCCAACAAGUUCACACAGAAGGGCAACUUCAGGCCCAAUGGGGAAGCCAAGUCAGAGCUGUGUGAGAACCUGGAGGCCCCAGCACUGGCCACCAAACAGACCUAUGUCACUUACACCAAUCAUGCAAUCUAGCGGGCUGCCGGAGCCAAGCAGGCUGAAGAACCACAACCUCUGAGGAUGGUGCAUCCGGCCAGGGCCAUUCCUGAGGGCCCUGCUGACGUCUGCCUGCCUCGUGGACAUCCACGAAUGUGGCUUGGUGCUGAGGACAGUAGAAGCCCCGGCCAUCACUGCUGGGCAAGCCAUGGUGGGCAACCGGAGGAGGCUGAGUGGCUCGGGCAGCUCCAGGUUGUGCCACACAGACCUUCCUUCUGGACGAUGUUGUGCCCCGCCCCAAAGCACAGAGGCUCGGUCUCGAGAGCCCUGCCCUGGCGUUUUCUCCCUCCUUCUGCCUCCGUCUGUCUUGUUGGUGACCCUGGUUGGUCCCCACCCCGUCUUUGCGUUUUUCUUCUGUCUCUGCUCUGCAUGUGUUGUCCGUUUGGGCUCUCUGCUUCCGUAUUUUCCUUUCCGCUGCUCCCGCCCUUCCCUGCCAUCUGCCCUGGCCCCUCCCCCCUGUUCCCUGAGUUGCCCGCCCCCACCACGUCAUUUUCUCUUCUCUUCUGUCCCACAGGACCUCAUUUCAUUCCAGCCUCACCCUCACCCCCCCUGCUUCAUCCACCAACUCUUUCACAUCGCAAAAGAGAAAAAAAAAGGGGGGGGGAUCAAAACCAAAAAAAAAAAAAAAAAAAAAAAAAAAAAAAGCCCAAACAAAAACUAAUCUUGAGUGUGUUUCGAAGUGCUGCGUCCUCCUGGUGGCCUGUGUGUCCCUGUGGCCUGCAGCCUGCUCGCCCGCCCUACCCGUCUGCUGUGUGUCCUGCCCGCCUGCCAGCCUUGCCCUUCCUGCCAACGACACGGAGUACAGUGCCUGGGUGUUUGGUGAUGGUCUCUGAUGUGUAUGUAGCAUGACUGUUUUUAUACCGAGAACAUUUCUAAUAAAGAUAAACACAUGGUUUUGCA
Arvicanthis niloticus (Nile rat) is the source of this 4645-nucleotide messenger RNA. It is a transcript of the gene Grm4, whose product is annotated as glutamate metabotropic receptor 4. The record is from RefSeq and is a predicted model, not a curated record. Gene Ontology annotation, cellular component: membrane. Gene Ontology annotation, biological process: G protein-coupled receptor signaling pathway. Gene Ontology annotation, molecular function: G protein-coupled receptor activity. Lineage: Eukaryota; Metazoa; Chordata; Mammalia; Rodentia; Muridae.